Molecule: messenger RNA, 10930 nt
Organism: Serpula lacrymans var. lacrymans S7.9
Lineage: Eukaryota; Fungi; Basidiomycota; Agaricomycetes; Boletales; Serpulaceae
Gene: nps6
Product: putative nonribosomal peptide synthetase/polyketide synthase hybrid
Exons: 22
Coding region: 1-10785 (3594 amino acids)
Biological process (GO): fatty acid biosynthetic process
Molecular function (GO): 3-oxoacyl-[acyl-carrier-protein] synthase activity; fatty acid synthase activity; oxidoreductase activity
Source: RefSeq, a predicted model, not a curated record
AUGUCUGCCGAAGUGCCAGUUGCCGUCGUCGGCAUUGGCUGCAAGUUCCCUGGAGGGUCUGACAACAAGGAACUUUUCUAUGAGUUCUUGAAGAACAAAGGUGAUGGAAUGGUGGAACCUCCGUCAGAUCGCUGGAUUCAUUCAGAGUGGUUCGGCGGCAAAGACGAACCUGGAAAAUACCAUGCUACAAAAGCUGGUUUCAUUUCUGGUAUUGACCAAUUUGAUCACCUCGAAUUUGGUAUUUCUGCCAAGGAGGCUGCUCAUUUCGAUCCCGCCAUCCGUCUUACUCUAGAAGCUGCUCAUGCUGCUUUAAAAGAUUCUGGUAUCGAUUAUCGGGGUUCGAAGACAGGUGUUUUUUUUGGAAAUCUCUUAACUACUACAGAUGAGCUCGACGAUGAUCGUUAUGAAAUUAACAAUUACAACGGCGUUGGGCGUUGUGUAUCCAUUAGAGCAAAUCGCAUCUCUUUCACAUUCGAUUUGCGUGGUCCUUCCUUGACCGUUGACACUGCUUGUUCGGCUUCUGCUACCGCAAUGCAUCUUGCUCUGUGUUCCAUAAAACUUGGCGAGUGUGAUCAAGCUCUGGUGGUUGGCGCCAACACAAUCAUUAACCCGGAGCACACUGUGUCUUUCUCUAAGUUAGGAGUCUUAUCGCCGACUGGCUCGUCUAAAUCUUUUGAUGCAUCUGCAGAUGGCUACGCCAGAGCGGAGGGCAUUGCCGCCGUGCUCAUUAAGCGACUUGACUCUGCCGUUCGGGAUGGAGAUUCAGUUUACUCAGUCCUUACUGGGAGUGCUAUCAAUGCUAAUGGAAAGGGCAAGAGUUUGACGAUGCCAGAGGGUGCGAUGCAAGCAGAGACGAUCAAGGAGGCGUACAAGACAGCACAGCGAGACCCCGCUGAGGCAUUUUAUGUCGAGUUGCACGCAACUGGAACAAAGGUAGGUGAUCCAAUCGAAACCAAUGCUGCUGGGAAAGUGUUUUCCAAAGGCCGUGCAGAUGAUAGAAUUUUGAGGGUCGGGAGUGUCAAAAGUAACAUUGGUCACGCAGAAGGAUGCAGUUUCCUCGCUAGUCUAGUGAAGGUCUCCUUGAUGUUGCACCACAAGGAGAUCAUACCCAACAUCCGUUUCACCAAAGCUAAUCCCAAGAUCGAUUUUAAUACUUUGAAGAUGAAAGUACAGACUGAGCUUGAGAGUAUUACGCCGGAAUUGGCCGCCAAAGAUGGAAAAUGGGUCACUUCCAUUUCAUCAUAUGGAGUUGGGGGAUCGAAUGCCCACAUUGUUAUGGAGACUUUCGAGACUGCAAAUGACGUCUCUAAAACUGUAACAUCCUCUACUUCUAGCGAGAAGUCUCUCCACCUAUUCUCAAUCGGUUCGCUGACCGAACCAGCUCUCGCUCGUUGGAAAGACACUCUCAUCAGCUCUUUUGGCAAUGUUACUGAUGACAAGACCCUUCGUUCCCUCACCCGCUCCCUCGCUCGUCAAACCCGAGCUUACCCUGCACGUUCUUUUGCUGUUGCACCGACGCUCACUGACAACACCAAGUUCUCCAAGCCUGUGCUUACCAAUAGCAACUCCAGUCCAAAACUUUGUCUAGUUUUCUCUGGACAAGGUCCUCAGCACAUAUUCAUGGGUCGUCAACUAGCUGAGAGUUACCCGGCAUUCUUGGAAGCCAUUCAGCUAAACGAUAGUAUCCUUGUGCACAAAUACAAGCAGGAAUCGAUGCUAGAGCGUACUGGCCUCUUCAUUCCUGGUGUGGAAACCAAACUUGCUGCUAAUGGCGUGUGGCCCGUGCGAGAAGUCGUCCUGUCUCUCGUCUUCAUACAAAUUGCUCUCGUCGACUUGAUUAGGAGCCUGGGAAUUCAAUACGAGUUCGUCGUGGGCCACAGCAUUGGUGAAAUUGCCAUGGGUUACGCAUCUGGUCAUUAUGAUCGCGAGAUGGCAGUGGGUAUCGCAGUUGCUCGUUCAGCUGCUAUGACAAAGGCAGAAGGUAACGGGGCCAUGGUUGCCCUUGGCGUAGGCGUGCAGAAAGCAAAGAAUAUGAUGCGAAAGGUCCUUGCCAAGGCAAAUGCAGCCAGUGGUUUAUGGAUCGCCGGGAUCAACUCUCCUCAGGCCGUCACUGUUGCAGGUACUCAUGAGCUCAUCGAUGCCAUGGUCGAGCUCGCGAACGAUCCAGAGGCCAAGGUUUUCGCAGCUAAACUACGUGUUGGAUGUGCAUUCCAUACUCCUCUCAUGGAGCCCCAGGAAGAGCUAUUCAAGUCACUUAUGCAGGAGCCUCUUGGGAAAGGUACAAAGAAGCCUGUCGCUCGGGUUAUGUCCACAGCUGAUGGAAAGUGGUUGGAUCGCGACCUCGACAUCGAUUAUUGCUGGGAUAACAUUCGUCGCCCCGUUUUGUUCGGUACUGCCAUCAACAAGCUCAUCAACGAUGAAAGCUCAGAGGGGCUAUUGUUCCUUGAAAUUGCCCCUCAUCCAGUACUGAAGGCUUAUAUUGAGCAGUGCGGGGGUGAACCUAUCACCUUGAUUCGCCGUCCUAACCCUAAAGUUCCUGCACAGAACACUGGCGAACACUAUCAAUUCCUCGAGGGCAUCGGAAAUAUGCUCGUCUCUGGAUUUAAGAGAGUCGACUUCGAUAGACUGUAUGCAUCCUCUGAUGGUCAGACUGACUUUGUCAAGGCGGUUUUGCCAGAGUACCCUUACAACAAAUCUCAUUGUUGGGCGGAGUCUGCGUCCGACCAAUCCAGGCGUCUCCGAGAGAAACCACGACCUGUCGCUUCUGCUCAUUUCCGCCUCAAUGUUGACAGUCACCCUGAUCUGACAGGCCACGUCGUCUUCGAUGCAGUCCUUUUUCCCGCGUCUGGAUACGUUGAGAGCAUUCUUGAGAAUGGUGCCAUGGUUGCAUCCAAUAUCGCCAUCCACAAACCUCUCGUUCUGAAUGGCCACGAUAAUCUUCCUGCUCAUGCUGGUUGUGUCAUUGAUGGCGAUAAGUGGCAAUUCCGCGCUUCGACUAACAACGACUUCGUCAAUGGUGAUAUCGUCUUGGAUUCCGUCUAUGCCAGCGGUUCUUUCUCUCGUGUUAAUCCUGCUUUUGAUGGGAAUGUCCCUCGCAUGUUCGAUGUUCAAUCCAAGCUCGCUCGUUCUCAAGGAUCGGUUACUGGAGACGAAUUUUAUGAUGCUAUACCUUCUGCGUACCGAUACCAAGAUCACUUCAAAAACUAUCUCAAAGUUGUGCAUGAAAUCGCAGACGAGAGCAGUUGGGGUGGCAAAGCCUAUCUAACGCGACUCGAAGUACCAGAAGGGACACCAGAUGUCUUUGGUAAAGGAUAUGUCAUCCACCCUGGUAUUCUCGACAGUAUCACUCAAUGUGGUCUGGCUAUGUUUAUUAACAUGGAAACCAAGCUCUUCGACUUUAAUGGUGUUUUCUUGCCUGUUAAGAUUGAUGCUCUGCGUCGAUGGGAUAGCUACGAUGCACCUGAUCUGGACUCGGAGAUCAAGAAGGGUAUAUGGACUUACUUUACAGGACGUACUUGGGCGCCUGCUGGACCCUUCAAAUCCGACUAUAUUAUCUGCAAUUCUGAAGGUCGCGUUUUAUUCACGAUCGAGGGCUUCGAGAUUGCCCGUGCGCCAGAUGCUGAGCCUAUCGCCAUUACUGAUAACAGUGUCGAUGAGCGUUUGACCACUAUCUGGCAAUCAAAGGCAUUCCCUUCGACAUCGCUUUCUGUUCCUUCUGGUGGUUCACUGCCUUCCACGUUCGAUACCAUUGUCAAGAACGCUGCUACCGCAGGUCGCAAAGUGGUACGGGUGUUAGACUUGGACUCCACGUCUGCCAUUGCAAAAAGUCUGGAUGUUUCAUUGUCUUCACUCUUGGAUAUAAACCAUGUUCUCGUCGAGUAUUUCUGUGGUGCUGGUUCUUCUGAGGAAGCCGACGCAAAGACAUCUGAAAUGAGCUACUCACAUACACGAUCCCUGAUAGUCGACUCAUGGAUUCUCAAGGAUGAUGUGGCUACUACUUCCUUUGCCAGCUUUGAUCUCGUCCUGCGAUCCGUAGACCUUUCGGCAGUUCCUGUUGAUAUUGCUCGUUUGACAAACUUCUUGGUACCUUCUGGAAUCAUCCUCCUAUCAGUUUCUGAUUCGAAGGCUGUUUUGAAAGACACGGACUAUCAGCGAAUGACGCUCAUUGCAUUGACUGAGCAGCUUCGCGCAGUUUCUGGCGUUGACAUCCAGGUGUCUCAAUUAACUGAUGGCCGUGCCCUCCUUGUAGUUCGCGUUUCUCAAUCUACUAUAUCAAUUCCUACCAGUCCUUUUAAGAGCGUCAUCGUCCACCCAUUCAUACACGGCCAAGAGGGAGAGCUUGUAGAAAUCGCUAAGAAUGUCGGAGCUGACUCCGAACUUUGGAUUACUGGGGCCGACGAUCCUGCUGGCAUUGGUGCAUUGGGCAUCGCUUCUUGUUUAAUAGCCGAAUCUCCGGAAUUUGUCGUUCGUUCAGUACUAUUUGAGGACCACUCGUUAGCGACAGGAGCACGGGAGAAAGUCAUUCAUGACUUGCGUCGCAACUCGCUUUUGUUGGAACAGCAUAUGAAAAUAUCUCGCAAUGGUGAAGUGUUCGUUCGUAGGCUUGUCAAUGGUUCUAUGGCGGUCAAGGAUGCAAUUAUCCCUGCACUCGGAUUAUCCACUCACUCAGGUACCGUCACGACGGUUGCGGCACACUUUCCUCCCAGUCUUGGAGAUAGACAAGUAGAGGUCCAAAUUGAUGCUCUAGGAAUGGAAAACAUAUCAACCGAGGAAUCGUCUAUUACAUUCGUUGGCUCUAUAAAGACUGUAGGCUCGUCCGUGACGGCCUUCAGCGCUAGCACCAAGGUUGUUGGAGUAUCUCGUCAUACACCUGUUAAUAUCAUGAUUGCGGAUGAGGACGCGGUUGUUCAGCUUCCAGUUGGUGUCACCGCGGAAGAGGCAGCCGCGCUGCCUUCCGCGUUCCUAGCGGCGUGGGCAGGUCUCUUUCAAUUUGCCAGGAUAUCUCCGUCUUGCAAUGUCCUCAUUCAUGACGCCAUUAGCAGCGUUGGUUACAGUGCCGUGCAACUCUGUCAGCGCUUUGGCGGAAAGUUACUGUGUACUGUUUCUUCUGCGACAGAGGCAAGCUAUCUCUCUUCAGGACUCGGUAUACCGGAAGAUUCUAUCAUCAUUAUCGACGACUUUUCGGUUGCUGCUCCUGCGUGGUUACGCAAAAACGGCAUCGCGGCGUUCGAUGUAGCCUUCAAUUCCCAAGGCAGUCCAGUCUUUGGAAUAGGAGUCGACGCCUUAUCCGUUUUCGGCUGCUAUGUACAUGUCCAACGUAGUAGUCAAGAUGCAGUGAUGCCACCAUCCGGGGCGCGGUCUACUCACAUCCUUGACUUGCGCAAACUUGCAGAGGCUUCUCCACGUGACCUUGUUCCUAUGGUCUCUGCUAUCCUCGUCGCACAUACUUCUCGUGCCUUCAAAUUACGUUCACGAACCAUUUCCAUGGCAAAUGCGCGCGAUGUGGAAAAGGGAACAAACUUUGAUUCCUUGGUCCUCAUUCCCGGGCAGACUGAACCAGUACGCAUUGACCCUACUGGUCAGCUGUUUGACCCACGCAAGAGCUAUAUCCUUAUUGGUGGCUCCAGUGAACUUGGUGUGCGCCUCACGGAAUGGAUGGUGCUUCAUGGAGCACGUCGUAUCUUUCUCACCAGUCGUCGUGGACCUAAAGGUCUCACAAAAGUAGACAACUUAUACAUCCAUUACCUCCGUCAGUUGGGCAUCCAAAUCGAAGUUAUUGCAUCCGAUGCUAUCAACAAACAACAUACAGCUGCUGUAAUCGAGGCUGCGGAGAAAGCUGGAACCAUUGGCGGCAUUUUCUUGAUGACAGUCGUUCUCCGUGAUGCCAAAUUUACUAAUUUGACACAACAAUCUUUCGACGAUGUCUAUCAGUCCAAGGUGGACGUGCUUACCACUCUUUUGAGUUGCGUAAAUCCAGCCUCUUUGGAUUUCCUGCUCCUUUUCUCUACGAUUGGAUCUGUCUUUGGCAACGCAGGACAGGCUGCAUACUGUGCAUCCCAACUUUACCUUGACCGUAUUGCUGACCUGAUCCCUAAUACCAUCUCCAUGUCGUUCCCUCCUAUCACAGACUCUGGUAUCUUUAAGCGUCUUGUUCUUGCUACCAAGGGCCGUGCAAACACAGCUGCAUUAUCGAAGACUGGUAUGACCACUGCUCAAGUGUGCAACUUCAUUGGCGAUUCUUUGAUUCGACGCAUUACACACUACGUUCCAAUGUUGGCCAUCGGUGAUGUUCCUGAUACGUUCUCUGCUUGUGAGCCCUUACUCUACAGGCACCUGUUACCAACCAGGUACCUUGUCUCCAAUGCUGGAGGAGGCAAAGAUGGAAAUGUAGCAGAGACGCCUGCUACGUUGCUGGCUACUCUCUUGAGCAUGGAUGCAGAACAGAUUACCGACAAUGCGCUGAUCACUAGCUUUGGAUUGGACUCACUAGGAGCUACUCGUUACAGCAACCAGCUCAAAGCCCGCUUCAGCAUCCAAGUCAGCCAGAUUGAGUUGCUCGGUUCCAUGACGAUUAGUGGACUAAACACGAUGGUUGCCAAACGGGGAUCGCAGAGUAGUGGAGAUGAUUCUGGACACGCUCAAGACGACGGCUCUGCCAAAUAUGGCGAGCCCCUGGUUCCUAUCCUAAACGACCGCCUUGCCUAUGACGAACCAUAUACCACCGAUGCGUCCCCUCAUCAAUACAGGAUUUGGCUUGCUCAGCGUGAAUACGAUAACGCUCGGAAGCGAGCAGCGAGCAAGAUUGACUCAAACAUGUCACGCUACGGUGCAACGCAAUGGGACACGCAUGAAGGCUAUUUUGUCACUAUACAUUCUGAAACGUCCAUCGACGUCGAUCGAAUGACAGAUGCCUUCCAGGAAGUCGUACAACGCCACGGUGCUCUGCGAACUGCAUUCACUUGGAAUGAAGCACUCGGAAAGCUAGAGCAGACCAUUUACCCAUCUGUUGAAUUCCAGGCGUCGCUUGUUGAUCUCUCCUCCGAAUCCGAUGCCGCUGCUAAGGCUUACGAAAUGAGCUUAGCUAUGAACCACGAGCCUAACUUCAAACUCGAUCGGUUGCCUCUCUUGACUGCCACCAUGUUUGACCUCGGUGGAGGUGACUGGGCAUUCAAUAUUGUCAUUCACCAUAUCAUCAUUGAUGAAGCCUCACUUGGCGUGUUCUUCUACGAGUUAUUCGGUCUGUACUUAAAUGGCCCAGGUAGUCUCCCAGACGUCAGUCUCCACUACUCCGAUUUCAGUGAUUGGCUUGGCAAAACGUCCGAGCGUCGUGCCGAGUUGCGAGAUGAGCAGCUGCAGUUCUGGGCUAAUAAUCUACAAGACAUACAACCUCUUCAUCUCACACUCGCUACGCCCUCAGACAGGGAACUAGCGCCUAUAACUCAAAUUGAAGCUAAGGUUGGCACUGGAGCCCUUAAACAAUAUCACAUGGUUGUCAACGCAGCAAGUGCAACGCCCUUUGCUGGUUUCUUCGCAGCAUACAACAUACUUCUCCACAAAUACUCUUCUCAAUCUUCUUUCGUGGUUGGUACUGCUGUCACCCAACGCAAUAUCGCCCUUUUAUCUAGUGUGAUUGGCUUCUUCGCUAAUAUGUUGCCCAUCAAAACUGUCGUCAACGAGGAAGAGAGCUUCUUCGAAUAUUUGGCCAAAUUCAAGGACUCGUUGAUAGCAUGUCUAGCGAACGACGAAGUAACGUAUGAAGAUAUUGUUGCUCAAGGCAAAGCCUCCUCCCACGGACGCGGUUAUUUCAAGCACCUCUUUGCGCCAGGUGGCAUGAAUAUGGAAACAAUAUCUCAGCUCGAGUCAAAUCAUUUGAAGCCAAAGACUAUCCUGCCUCUCCCUAAUGGCGAAGAACAGUACGAGUUGCUCCUCACUGUACAUCCCAAGACUGGUCAUGUGGUCCUUCGCUUUGACAACCGCUUAUAUUCCGAGGCUGCAGCCCGUCAAUUCCUGAAUGCUUAUAUCACUCUCAUCGAAACUUUAGGUCGUGACGCCCACGUCAAAGUCGGGGAUAUCUCUGCAGUUAGUGAUCGUGAGCAUGAAAGGCUCGUGAAAGAGCUUGCAUCUACUAGCGAAGUUUCCGUGCGGGAGACCACUGUCCACAAACUCGUAGAGGAGCAGGCCGAAACCACACCACGCUCCCCUGCGAUAGAGUUCGAAGGCGAAUCGUUGACUUAUGCUGAGUUAAACACGAAAGCUAAUCGCAUUGCGAGGUCACUUAUUCAGCAAGGUGUCGGUCAUGGAGAUGUCAUUGCGCUAUGCUUUGACCGUGGCGUCCACCAAAUUCUAGCAAUUUUGGCCGUGCUCAAAGUUGGUGGUACAUUUGUUCCUUUGGACCCUGACGACCCCACGUUACGCAAGGAACUUAUGAUCGAAGAAUGCAAGGCGAAAGUUCUAUUGACUACAUCAAAUCAUUCACGUGUGUUCGAGAAGGGUCUAUCAUCUAAAGUCCUGAUUGCUUACAUCAAUGAUCCGAGCUAUGAAAAGCGUUUGAGUCGCUUCGAUGGAGGAAAUCUUACUGUUGAUGGUUUGACUCCAUCAAGUCUCGCGUACAUCAUGUUCACGAGCGGCAGUACGGGAAAACCAAAAGGCGUGAUGAUCGAGCAUCGUUCAAUUUCGAACUUGGUACAACACUCAAGUGCCUACGGAUUCCGGCAGGAUGUUCGCGUGAUGUCAUCACUUGCUUAUACUUUCGAUCCUUUCGUUGUCGAUGUCUUUGGUACUCUUGCGCGUGGUGCUACACUGGUUACCGGCCGCAAGGAAUUCGUUCUUGGUGAUAUUCCCAAAGCCAUCAAAUCUUUGCGUAUCAACGUCCUUCAUGUUACACCAAGCAUUCUGGCCGUCGUUCCGGUUGAGGACUACCCGACUUUGGAAACUAUCGUAGUUGCAGGAGAGGCAUUGGGGAAAAAGUUGAUUGAGGAUUGGUCGAGUCGAGUCACCUUGAAGAACAUGUAUGGUCCAACAGAGGCUUCUGUCGAUUGUAUCUCUUGCCAUGUGACCUCUUCCUCCCUCACUGGCGUCAUCGGGCGGCCCCUACCCAACAACCGCAUCUACAUACUCGAUAAACAACUACGACCUACCCCCAUCGGUGUAGAAGGCGAGCUCUAUAUCGGCGGCGUUCAGUUGGCUCGAGGAUAUCUGAAUCAACCAGAACUUACAGCCAAAGCAUUCAUUGAGAGCCCCUUCGUCUCGGGAGACAGAUUGUACAAGACUGGGGAUAUUGCCCUUUAUCGCUCCGAUGGAAACAUUGAAUACUGUGGUCGGGAAGAUCGUCAGAUCAAGCUGAGAGGACAACGUAUCGAGCUCGGAGAAAUCGAAGACGUUAUUGCCAAGUAUCCUGGUGUGCACAGGGGCGCUGUCGUUAUCCGCACUGUUCAGGACACUCCUGCUAUAGUUGCAUUUGUCGAAUUCAAGCAGCAAGCUCACGAGCAACUAGAGGAAGAAAAAGAAGGGCUGAGAAUCUUCGUUUCAGAGCGUCUUCCUCGUUUCAUGUAUCCCUCUCUCAUUGCCGCCCUCCCUCAACUUCCUACCUCUCGCAGUGGCAAGACAGAUCGAAAUGCUCUCAAACAAAUGGAUCUGAAAUUGUUCUCCACAGUUCUCUCAAAGGAGAUGGGCUUACCGCAAUCAGAAGUUGAGGUAGAGCUCAUGUCUAUCUUCUCCAGGCUUUUCAAAGUGGAUUCCAGUAGCUUCGGCGUAACUCAUGAUCUCUUUGCGACUGGUUUAAAUUCUCUGAUGGCUGUGCAAGCAGCUGGUAUUAUAUCUAAGACAUUUAACGUUCAUAUAGGCUUGAACAAUGUUUAUCUAAGACCAACCAUCCGCGAGCUGGGUAACCUCGUAGUUGAUGCAAUGGGCCAAGACAGUCGUGCGAUUAUGGAAGCGGAAGACACUGACAGCGAUUUCUUGAUUGAAUUCUUACCCAUCAAAAAGAAAGGGGUACAUCCACGUCUCUUCAUUGUACAUGAUAUCACCGGAAUGGCUACACCGUUCAUGCGUCUUGGCGCGUUCAUGCCAAACGAAAUGUACGCCAUCGGUGACCGUCACUUUGGUUCUGCCACUGGUUUUGGAACUGUUGAAUCCAUGGCCGACCAUUAUCUCACACUUGUGAAGAGUGUUCAACCCCAGGGACCGUACGUGAUUUGCGGGUAUUCUUAUGGAGGGGCUGUUGCACUGUGCAUGGCAACGAAGCUAAGGAGGGCCGGCGAUGAAGUUGCUCAUUUGAUCAUGUUCGACCCGAUCUUUAUCCCUGCAAUAGAGCGUCAGAGCUUGAAGUCAACUGACUGGACACAACGCGCCAUCGACCGCAUCUCCGAGAACUUCCCCGAGAUCGGUGAGAGAUGGAAGACCAAGCUGAGAACCGAGAUUCGCAAGAACUUGGACUCGAUGUUUGAUUUUGAGCCAGAGCAUUACGAUGGAGCCACGACGCUCGUGGUGCCCAAAGACCGUUCAUGGUACCGAAGUGGACAUGCGAGCGACUUUGAUACUGGUGCUGAUGACCACAAUGGCUGGGACUACCGCAUCAAAAACUUGGAUAUGAAGGUAGCGGCUGGUCGUCACGAUACGAUGUUCACGCCCGCACAUGUGAAAGUUCUUGCCGAAGUGGUGAAAGAAGUGCUUGCUCCUUACACAACCAAUAUCCCUCCGCCACCUGCAAAGCCAAAGAAAGUCAUGGCUAAGUCCCGUGUCAACGGCGUUGCUAAUAGCAUGGCUCCUAAGCUACGCACCGUGUAAAACAAUGGUGAGUGUCAAUGGACAGCGUGUUUGAAUGCUUUUCACCUAAUCCUAUGAUGUUCUUUCUAGAUCCAUUUCAAUUUUCCUGGCAUUUUAUAUCGAUAGGUUCAUAAUUGUAAUGUGUAGUCGUAUAUCCACUGUAAAC